AGGCUUGGAAGGUGCGUCAGGCCGCCUAUAAAGAGGUCGCCGCAGAGUUUACUAAAUGCGAUUCGACUGAUCCGUUGGGCCGGAAGUACCAGCAACAAGUUCCAAAAUGGAUCGUCGAGACCACAGCCAUUCCGCAGGAAGACGCAUACGAUGCGGUGCUCGCUUACGUAGACGCCUUCGGGAGUGAUAGUGAAGGGUUUACGACAUCACUAAUCGAAGGCCUUGUCGCAAAAGGUUUUACGACGCGCCCGAAGACACGUGUCAAGGCACAAGAGCUAUGUUUGCUGCUCACGGAGGUUGGCUCGGGCAAGCCCGUUGCACACACUCUGCUAACAGUAGGCACCAAGUCCAAGACCCCUAAGGUGGUAAUCGGCAGUGUGGAAUUUCUGUACACCAUUGUCAAAACGUUUGGUGGGAAACCGUUCGACAUAAAGGAGAUUGGGGCGGGUUUACCUACCAUGUUCGGCAGUGCGAAUGCCGCGGUGCGCGAAUGGGCCCACAAACUGGCCGUGACCGUCUACCAGAUUGCAGGACCAGCGCCCAUGCACCAAUGGCUGAAGGAUAUUAAACCAAUUCAAUUGGCUGAGCUCGAGAAGGAUUUUAGAAAAGCUGAGCACCCAUUGGUUCCCCUUAAACAGCUGAGGGGAGCGGGAGACAGAGACGGCGCAAACAAUGGCACGGACGGUCCGUCGCCGAUGGAGUUUGAAGAAAAAGAACCCGAAGAAUAUAUUGACGACACCGAGCCCUACGAUUUUCUCUCUAACAUGCCCGACGAGUUCUACGAGAAUAUAGUAC
Molecule: messenger RNA, 795 nt
Organism: Sphaeroforma arctica JP610
Lineage: Eukaryota; Ichthyosporea; Ichthyophonida
Exons: 3
Biological process (GO): establishment or maintenance of microtubule cytoskeleton polarity; microtubule polymerization; centrosome duplication
Cellular component (GO): kinetochore; microtubule plus-end; spindle pole
Molecular function (GO): microtubule plus end polymerase activity; microtubule plus-end binding
Source: RefSeq, a predicted model, not a curated record